Molecule: messenger RNA, 924 nt
Organism: Boeremia exigua
Lineage: Eukaryota; Fungi; Ascomycota; Dothideomycetes; Pleosporales; Didymellaceae
Exons: 2
Coding region: 1-924 (307 amino acids)
Source: RefSeq, a predicted model, not a curated record
AUGCCGACUUCUAUCCUGGUCCCCACUGGUACUGGGACCCAGGGCAGAAUCGCGGUAUCUGAAUUUCUCUCCCGCGGCCAUACAGUGCAUGUCUUAGUGCGCAACCCAUCCUCUGAUGCCGCGGAGGUACUGCAGUCGCAAGGAGCCAUCUUGCACCCCGGAGAUCUCGACUCGAUCGACUCGAUCGAAGAUGCUAUGGAUGGUGUAGACUCUGUCUUUGUUUCACUUCCUGCAAACCCGUUUGAUACUGCCGCGGAGGAAAGAUACGGCAGGAACGUUAUUCAGGCCGCCAAGAACAAGAAAAUCAAGACGUUCAUUUACAGUACCGUGGCACGCACGGGCGAGCACGAGAGCUUUCCUGGAUGGAACGACGACUAUCCGCUCGCAUGGUAUUGGAAGACCAAAGACCUUCUUGAAAAUGAAGUCCGCAAUGCCGGAUUCCAGUACUGGACUAUCCUUCGCCCCGCUGUUUUUAUGCAGAACUUCACCAGGCCAAUGGUUGAGUACCUUCACCCAGGACUUACAGAUGCACGUGAGCUUCGCGUUAGGUACAACCCCGAUACAAAACUCGACAUCGUGGACGUGCGUGAUAUCGCUAGGUUUGCAGCCGCAGCAAUUGAAGCACCGGACAAGUUCUCAUUCCAGCACAUUGGUCUUGCAGCGGAGUCGCUUACAGCGGAGCAGCUAGCCGAUCAGCUCGGCCAGAUUAGUGGUACAAAAAUCACGGUAGUCUAUACUACUGAGGAAGAGGCAGAGGGACGAAUCGCAGCGGGAGACUUUAUGCCCAGCUCUCAGGCUUGGCAUCGGGACUUCGGCUAUGGUGUUGACAUCGAGGCUGCGAAGCAGUGGGGCGUUCCCUUGACACCAUUGUUGAAAUCACUUGAUAAGGAGGUGCUUGGCAAGUUGCAUGACCAAAACCAAUGA